Molecule: messenger RNA, 729 nt
Organism: Ochlerotatus camptorhynchus
Lineage: Eukaryota; Metazoa; Arthropoda; Insecta; Diptera; Culicidae
Product: protein lethal(2)essential for life-like
Exons: 1
Coding region: 89-697 (202 amino acids)
Biological process (GO): protein refolding; response to heat
Cellular component (GO): nucleus; cytoplasm
Source: RefSeq, a predicted model, not a curated record
UGCCUGUAACAUCGCAAAGUGUUAUAAUUAUCAAAAGUGAAACCCAAAGUUUUACUGUGUACAGUGCAAAAACCAAUAGUCAAAGAAAAUGCCUGUCGUUCCGAUUCUGUUUCGCGAUUGGUGGGAUGACUGUUUGGAUACGCCGCUGCGUACAUCCCGAGUCCUGGACCAGCACUUUGGCAGUGGAAUCACCGCUGACGAUUUGCUGACGGCCCUUACUACGGCAGCUGCAGCACAAUCGGCCAUGCAAAACCAAAGAAAAUGUCUCUAUAGUCGACCGUGGCGCAAUUCCAGCCUAGCGUCUCGUCAAGAUUCCGGAUCGACGGUCAACGUUGCUAGUGACAAAUUCCAAAUCAACUUGGAUGUGCAACAAUUCUCACCAGAGGAGAUUUCAGUCCAGGCCACCGACAACAGCAUCAUCGUUGAAGGCAAGCACGAAGAGAAACAGGAUGAACAUGGAUGCAUCUCGAGACAUUUUGUACGUCGUUACGUGCUUCCGGCAGGGCACGAUGCCAACCAAAUAGUUUCAAGGCUCUCGUCGGAUGGUAUUUUGACGGUCAGCGCUCCGAAGAAAGCUCUCCCCGAACAGGAAGGUCCCAGGACAAUCCAAAUCGUUCAGACAGGUCAACCGAUGAAGAAACUGACGGAGAAAGCUGAAUCCCAGACGAAUGGCAAUGUAACCGAGGAAGCCAAAUGAAAAUAAUAGCAAGAUUAAGGUAUUCUUGAAUA